AUGUCUAUAGCUCUUGCCAUAGAGGCUCUCCAGCAAGCCCUACCUGACGUCCAACUUUACGUUCAAGGUACCGAUGAAUUCAAUAAACUCAAUGCGUCCUAUCUCUCAGCACUUGAGAGCGACAUCACUCCGGCUGCGAUUAUCCUCCCCAAGACCUCUAAGCAUGUUUCUACAUUCUUGAGAACGAUCGGACCUUUCGUAACUAAUGGCCAGACCACAUUUGCCGUCCGCGGCGCCGGUCAACAGCCUCUGCCGGGUUGCGCGAAUAUCCAGGGCGGCAUUACAUUGGACUUGGCCUUAUUAACCGGAAUAAAGCUUGAUUUUGACAGUCGUGUUGUCUCCAUUGGUGCUGGUGAGCGCUGGGGCGCAGUUUAUGAGAAGCUUUCUGGUCAUGGCCUAAGUAUCACAGGGUCACGAUCUGCGAAAGGUGGUAUUGGAGGAUUAGCUUUAGCAGGCGGCCUCUCCUUCUUCUCUACUCGCGAGGGUUUUAUCUGCGAUAAUGUUGUAACUUACGAGAUUGUUCUAGCUUCUGGGGAAGUUGUCAAAUGCAGUGUCGAUAACAACCCUGAUCUGUACAAAUGUCUGCGAGGCGGUGGGAACAAUUUCGGCAUAGUAACAAAAUAUGACAUGAGGACUUUUACGCAAGGCCCCUUUUGGGGCGGAAACGUUUUCUACUACCCGGCGAGUUUUCCGAACCAGGUCGACGCCCUCGUUCAUCACCUCCAGGACGCGCAGAUUGAGACUCAUGUCAUGGUCAGCCUCUUCUUCGCAGCUCAAUUCGGUGCAACUCUUGGUCUCAAUCAAGUGUAUUACACCCGUGAAAUAAAGAGCCCACCCGUAUUGGAUCCUUUCGUGAAUAUUCAGCCGCAGCUAGACGACUACAGAUCCUUACGCAUGAUCAAUGCGAAGGACGCUGCAGGCGAGCAAGCAUCAAUGUCUGCAAAUGGAAAAAGGGUUGCUUAUGUGAACACUACCGUCAAAGCAGACGCGGCCACCCUAAAGGCGGCAGCGGAUAUUUUUACUGCAAGUCUUAAUCUUGUCCAAGGCUGCAAGGGCGUUGUGUUUUCGUUGACUUUCCAGCCUUACCCCAUGUCUCUUUUGGAGAAGUGUCUCUCGGCAGGUGGUAAUAUUACAGGCCUUACUCCUGCUGACGGUCCCUUGGUCUCAGUUCUUGUCCUUAUGAACUGGGAAGACAAAGACGACGACAAGACUAUUCUAGGAACAGCAAGAAGUAUCCUGGAAGCCAUUGAUAAAGAUGCUGCAGCAAGAGGUCAAGCUGUUUCUUACAAAUAUCUAAACUACGCUUUUGAUUUCCAAGACCCGAUCGGCUCGUAUGGUGCCGAAAACAAGCAGUUUCUUCAGGACGUGAGCAAGCGGGUUGAUCCGGACGGUGUAUUUCAACAAGGGGUCCCAGGAGGUUUUAAGUUAUUUAGUUAA
Xylaria bambusicola is the source of this 1437-nucleotide messenger RNA. Its product is annotated as FAD-binding domain-containing protein. Lineage: Eukaryota; Fungi; Ascomycota; Sordariomycetes; Xylariales; Xylariaceae. The coding region runs from base 1 to 1437 and encodes 478 amino acids. The transcript is spliced from 3 exons. Gene Ontology annotation, molecular function: FAD binding. The record is from RefSeq and is a predicted model, not a curated record.